GGCUUGUGAACCGGGCUCCAGCAACUUGCCGCGGCCAAUGGACGGGCUGCUGAGCCGCUCCGAAGUGAUUCACCUUGAGUCUAGAUUGUUUCGUUUCUCUCCCCUUUCGUCUACUGCAUUAAUUAUCAUGAAAGGUUUCCCUCCCUUCCCUUUUGGCGCUGUCAGUUCACUUUAGCGGUCUUUUUACAGCGCCGGCAGCCACUAAAAAGGCCGCAACGCUUCUCGUGCUGGGCGAACCACUGACGUCAGCCGCUAUUUAUGGCGCCAAGUCUGCGGCGGCGCAAUCCGCCAGAGUCCAGCUCGGCCGAAACCAUCGAGGGCUCUGACAAGCACAAGCACAAGCAACAUCAAGACCGUCCGCCGACUCCGCCGCCGUCUCGCGUCCAUGUGGUUGAACGGCUGCCCAAAGCGCGCAAGCGGCGCAACACCUUCAUCUUCCUGCUGGGCGGGCUCUGCGGCCUUCUUGCGGCGGGCUUCUUCGCAAAGACGAAUGACUUGAUCGACUUGCCCGAGCUGGCGGACCUCAACAUGGACAGCUUGCUCGAUGCCAUUCCAGCUGGCCUGGUCAGGGACAUGCGCGAUCUCGUCCAAGGGGAGCGCGAUGCCACCUCGUAUGAUUCCUUUUCAGUCGGUCUCAAGGCAAGAGCCGAGGGCCUGAGCGCGCACCAUCCCAUGAUCAUGAUACCCGGCGUCAUCUCUACCGGUCUGGAGUCCUGGGGCACAGCUAACAUCUCGAGGGCCUAUUUCCGAAAGAGACUGUGGGGGAGCUGGACAAUGAUGAGAGCUUUGGUCCUUGACAAGGAGGUUUGGAAGAAGCACAUCAUGCUGGACAAGCGAACGGGACUUGACCCGCCCCAUGUGAAGCUUCGUGCCGCCCAGGGCUUUGACGCAACCGAUUUCUUCAUCACGGGCUAUUGGAUAUGGAGCAAGAUCUUCGAGAACCUGGCUACUAUUGGAUACGAUCCAACAAACUCGUUCACGGCCGCAUACGACUGGAGACUGUCAUAUCAAAAUCUCGAAGUAAGGGAUCAGUACUUUUCGAGGCUCAAGUCGUACAUUGAAACUGCCGUCGCUUUCGACGGCAGAAAGGUCGUCCUUGCCUCGCACAGCAUGGGCAGUCAGGUCAUCUUCUAUUUCUACCACUGGGUUGAGUCUGACCUGGGCGGCCGCGGCGGAGGAGACUGGGUGGACCGUCACAUCGACUCUUGGAUCAACAUCAGUGGCUGCAUGCUGGGAGCAGUCAAGGAUCUGACGGCCGUGUUAUCGGGCGAGAUGCGCGAUACGGCCCAACUGAAUGCCUUGGCCAUCUAUGGCCUGGAGAAAUUCUUGAGCAAGGAGGAGCGGGCAGAGCUCUUUAGAGCCAUGCCGGGCAUUUCGUCGAUGCUUCCUAUCGGAGGAAACGCCGUGUGGGGAGACUUGAACGGAGCACCCGACGACCUGCCUGGCCAAAAGUACACGUACGGAUCCCUUUUGAACUUUCGAAUCGGUGCCAACUGGACGACUCCCGACCGAAACUUCACAGUUGACGAUGCCAUGGAGUAUCUUUUCAACACGACUGAGGAUUGGUAUAAAGACCAGAUCAAGCGCAGCUAUUCCCACGGCGUUGCCCACACCACGGCAGAGGUCGAGGCGAACGAGAAGAUUCCUAGGAAGUGGAUCAACCCUCUCGAAACCAGACUCCCACGGGCGCCGAACUUGAAGAUCUACUGCUUCUAUGGCGUCGGCAAGCCCACAGAGCGAUCAUACUAUUAUCGAGCGCCGGACCAGCCGCUCUUGACCAACCUCAACAUUACCAUUGACACCGGGCUCACCGAGGGUCCGAUUGACCAUGGUGUCAUCCUCGGAGAAGGCGACGGAACGGUGAAUUUGUUGAGCUCCGGAUACAUGUGCAACCGCGGCUGGCACAUGAAGCGAUACAAUCCGGCUGGGGCCAAGAUCACAGUGGUAGAGAUGCCUCACGAGCCGGAUCGCUUUAGCCCACGAGGCGGCCCCAACACCGCUGACCACGUCGAUAUCUUGGGAAGGCAGACUCUGAACGAACUGAUUCUGAGAGUUGCUGCCGGCAAGGGCGAGACCAUCACGGACUAUGUCGUCAGCAAUAUCAAGGAAUACGCCGACAAGGUGAAGAUUUACGAGGAAGAGAACGGAGCCAAGAGCAUAUGGAACAAGAUGAUAUAGGACGGCAUCUUUGAUCUGGUGACUUGGACCAUCUGUGCGAUAGGCCUGGUUGGGCUGGGAUGGGCAAUCUGGCGUUUGGCGUGGGGAGCUGUACAUAUGCAAAAGAAGAGGCGGG
Messenger RNA from Trichoderma citrinoviride, 2293 nucleotides. Its product is annotated as LACT-domain-containing protein. The transcript has 3 exons. Gene Ontology annotation, cellular component: perinuclear endoplasmic reticulum; cytoplasm. Gene Ontology annotation, molecular function: phospholipid:diacylglycerol acyltransferase activity. The record is from RefSeq and is a predicted model, not a curated record. Gene Ontology annotation, biological process: lipid storage; triglyceride biosynthetic process. Lineage: Eukaryota; Fungi; Ascomycota; Sordariomycetes; Hypocreales; Hypocreaceae. The coding region runs from base 259 to 2178 and encodes 639 amino acids.